Molecule: messenger RNA, 1908 nt
Organism: Caenorhabditis briggsae
Lineage: Eukaryota; Metazoa; Nematoda; Chromadorea; Rhabditida; Rhabditidae
Exons: 6
Coding region: 1-1908 (635 amino acids)
Source: RefSeq, a predicted model, not a curated record
AUGGAAUUGAAAAAGUUUCACCAAAUUCAUACAAUUUCGGACUACUAUUAUGGGAUCCAUUUGAACUACCAAUUUCUUUUGUACAUCGCUGCUAUCAUACAACUUCCGAUUAUUAGUGGAGCCAAAAAGUCUUCAGAUUCUGAAAUAAAUUAUUUAGAAAAAAUGGUGUGUUUUCAAACUGUGGGCAUUGGAUUCAUUAAAAUGAGCAUGAUCCCGAUAUUUCUGACGCUUCUCUUCAAAGGAGUCAAUGACACUGUGAUCUCCGUACUCUUUGUCAUGGUUGAUUUGUUUAUUGUUCCAAUUGUUGCUCAAAUCUCGGAAUUCUUGUACCGCCCAAGAGCAGCAGUAGCGACACAAAACGAUGGAUUGAUGGGAGCUCUGAACACAAUGGAUACAAUAGAAUGUAAUCAAUUUCCCAUAAUGUCUGCAUUCAAAUUGACUCUUCUCCUUGCGGUCACUCUCGCUGUGGCGAAUUGUGGACUCAUCAAGUUGCCCACCGUGACAUCUGGAAUUUUGAGCAAUCUUGGUGCCACUGGUAAUGUCGCUGGAAACAUUGGUGCUACUGCCACUGGAGCCCUUCAAGGAGCCCUCAACACUGGAUCGUCCGCCACAGGAGCUGUCAACGCUGUAGGCAACGUUGGAACAGCUGCCACUGGUGCAAUUGGAGGAGCCGUUGAUGCUGCUGGAAAUAUUGUCGCGUCUGCAACUGCCCAACUUUCUUCUCAGUUUUCCGCUGACCUCGUUGCUCAGCUUGCAGGAGUUGCAAACGCAGCCGCCGUUGGUUCGAUUGCAUUUGACUUUGUUGGGUCAAUUGCUGCUCAAGCUCAAGCCGCUGGAAACAUCGAUACUAAUGCUAUUGGUUCCCUUGCCGCGAACUUUGCUGCUGAUCUUUCCGGAGCCAUUGGAGGAACUGUAGACGAAGAAGCUAUUAGUUCUAUCACUGUUGACUUUGCUGAGAAACUUAAUGCUCUUUUUGCAACCACCGGAGAAAUUACCGCUGAUGAUAUUGCUACUCUUGCUGCUGAGUUUGCUACCGAAAUUGCUGCGCAGGAAUCUGGAAGUGUCAAUGGAGUUGUCAAUGGUGCUGCUGGAAUUUCCGGAAAUGCCAAUGCUGCUAUCAACGCUGCUGUUAAUGCUGCUGUGAAUGCUGCAGCCGAGGCCUCUGGAUCUGCCGAAAUUGUUGCUAACCUUGCUGCUGAACUCGAAGCCCAAGCAAACGGAAAUGUUGAUCUUCAAACAGCCGCACAUAUUAUGGCCGAACUUUCGGGACAUGUCGUUGGAAACGUGGAUAGCCAAGCUGCUGCAUCAAUCGUGGCCAAUUUUGUUGCCUCGUUCUUUGCAGAAGCUCACGCUAGUUUCGAUGCCACAGCUUCAAUUGUCGCUGAUGUAUCGGCUCAACUUUCUGCUGAAGCUCAAGGAAGUGCUGAUGCUAACCUUCAAGCAGCCGCUUCGAUCGUCGCUGAACUUGCUGCUCAGCUUUCCGCACAAGCUCACGGAAGCCUCGAACCAUCAUCUCAAUUGACUGCCGAUAUUUCAGCUGCCAUUUCUGCCAAGCUAAAUGAAAAUGCAGAAAUCAAUGCAAAUGCAGAUGCCAAUGCUAUCAACUCCCUUAUUGCUGAGUUUUCCGCUAACAUUGCCGCUAAAAUUGAAGCAUCCGGAACUGCUAACGCUCAAGCUGCUAUUUCAGCUUGUACUUCCUUCGUUGCCCAAAUUUCUGCCCAGAUUGAUGCUUCGGCAGGCAUCACUGCCGAAGCAGCUGCUACCCUUGCUUCUGAAUUUGCUGCUAACCUUGCCGCACAAGCAAGUGUAGAGGUGUCUACUUCAUUCGCUGCCGAGUUUGCUGCUGAUAUUGGUGCCGAAGUAUCUGGACAAGCUGAAGAGAAUCAUGGGGACAAUGGAAAAAAUUGA